AUGCGGCACUUUCGCAAGGAGCUCUUAGAUGAUAUUGGAUACCAAAAGUUCAGUAUUAUAAUGGAUGAGUCCACAGACGUCAGUGUCAGUAAACACCUUGGUCUUGUAAUUAGGUAUUAUAGUGCCGCACAGGAAAGGAUAGUAAGCAUAUUCCUGGAACUAGUUUCUAUUGGAAGUGCAGAUGCUAGGGGAAUCGUUAAUGGCUUGGUAUCAUGCUUAGAGAAUUACAACCUAGAUAUCAAACAAAUGAUUGGAAUUGGAACUGAAUCCGUGAGCCAGAGAAUUUUAAUACCAAGACCUGUAAACAGAAACUUAUUAGAUCCAAUAGCUGACAGGGAUAUUAACCCUAGGCCUUAUCUUGGCUACAUGUUUGAAACUGCUCAACAUAAUUUAGACUCCGAAAUUUUAAAUGCAAUACGACAACGCUGCUCCACCUUCUUACUGCAAUUACUUAAGGAAUUGCAACAAAGGCUUCCAGACAACUACAAGCAGCUAGAAUCAAUGGCGUUGCUAAGUCCAGAGGAGGCAAUAAAACCAAUCAAAUUAAACACUAUCAUCGACGUUGAUGAAAUUUUGGGAUUUACACUAGAAACAAUAGACAAGAUAAUGCAACAGUAG
Messenger RNA from Parnassius apollo (apollo), 618 nucleotides. The record is from the annotation of a GenBank genome assembly. NCBI's taxonomy places the organism in Eukaryota, Metazoa, Arthropoda, Insecta, Lepidoptera, Papilionidae.